CCAGGGUGGGGUGAUUUGCAUAGCUCAUGAAUAUGCAACCGAGGGCGGAGCCGCCCUGCCCUUGUUUUGCUUCUCAUGAAUAUGCCGCAGAGGGGUCGGGGCGGCGCUGACUCCGAGCGCGGCGCGGAGGCCGGUGAGGAGCGGCCGGGACCCGGUGUGGCCAGAAGCUGCCAUCCACCUUCUUGCAUCUAGGCAGAACCCAAACCACGACUCCCGUGUCCUUGGACGUCUUCUUUGGGUCCAUGAUUGGCUGUAGACACGGUCUACGUGGUUGGUCCUGUUCUCAACCCCUCUGUGGAGCAACCUGGUCUUUUAACAGCCCUGAUCUACCAUCUGUCGCCUAGGGGCUGACGUGUGAACCGAGUUCAUCGAGCCUCAGCCCAGGUGCCACUAUGGCCUCCCAGACACGCCCCCUGUGCCCCCCACCUCCCUGCCCUACCUCCAAUGGCAGCAUGGGGGCCAGAGGUGGGCAGCCGUCGGGCAGCCCCGAGACAGGUGACACUCGCCUGAAGCCGCCAAUUGGGCCCAAACCCCGUAUGCUGCCCAAACCGGCUGUAACUGCCAAGCCCUGCACCCCGCCACCAUCCCCUGGGUCGCGGCCUCCCCGCCUCGAGUUCCCCUCUGUCGAGAAGAUCAACCUGCUGGCGGGUCCCAAGCCAUACGGUGGCAGCAGCACUGCCCUUAAACGCCUGUCCUUCGGCCUCAAGAGCCUCCCAGGGGAGACUUCCAAUGGGAAGGGGGCGCUGCCACCUGCAGCGAGAGCCUUGCCCUGUACCACGGAAGAGAGAUCACUUGCUCCUGUGACGCUCCCUGAUGGGGGGCCCCUAGGAGUCCUCAAGAGCGCUGCCCCAUUCAAAGUGAAGCCGGUGCCAGUGGCGGCCAAGCGGGAGCGCUUCCCCGGCACCACAGUGGAAGAGAUCUUGGCCAAGAUGGAGCGCCCCCGCAAAGAGGGGUCGGGCAGUCCUGACCCGGCCUGGGGCCCAUGCUCAACCUUCAGCCCUGAUGGCAGCUCUCGCUUCGGGCCCAAAGGCUAUGCCGCCUUUCGGAGACAGCCUAGCGCUGAGGGAGGGGAAGGUGACACCAUCGCCCCCCGCUUUGAGGCCUCCUGGGAAUCUGGGCCCCCCGAAGCACAGAAGAGCAGAGCGUCCUGUGGGGACAAGCCAGUUGCUGGCAGGAUGAAGAGGGAAGGAAGCCCGAGUCCCAUUAGAGAACGCCCACCAGAGCCCCCAGACGGAGAAGCAGAGAGACACCCUGGCCCAGCCUCCAGGGAAAGUGGCUCCUCCGCGGCCAGUGCCAGCUGCGACGGGGACCAGUCCGGACGCAGGAAGCCGCCGUCCCCCCCUGGUUUCUCCUCAGCCCGGACCUGUCCCAUCCCCGUGGCUCCUGCUGAGCUUCCGCUCAGAGCGGCCCCUGGCAACUCUGCUGACCUUGCCCUGGCCCCAGGGGCCCCCUACCUCUCUGCUGAGCAUCCUACCUCAGCCCUGGGGUUCCCCACAGUGUCUGCUGAGCUCCCCGCCCUGGACUCCCCCCCUGCCCACACUGAACUCCCCACCAGGGUUGGGCCCGGCUUCCCAGGCACCCCUGAGUCUCUGGCUAAGUUCCCCAUAGGCCUAGUUCCGGCCCCUGAUGCUCCAGCUGAGCCCUGCCACAGAAUCUCCUGCUCCCUGGGGUCUCUGGAGGCUCCUGGUGAGGGGUCCCAACCCCCUUCUGGCCUCCCUGCAGGCUUGGCAUCAGGCACUCCGGAUGCCCCCGCAGAGCUCCCUUGUAACUCCCCUGCAGGGCGGGCCCUGGCACCAGGCGUCCCUGAAGUCCCUGCUGAGUUGCCCCACAGAAUCACUCACUCCCCUGGGGCCCCCAAAGCUCCUGUUCCAUCCCCAGACACGCCCAAUCUGUGUCCUAAGCUCCCCACCAGAGUCUCUUGGUCUCCGGGGUCCCCCGAUGGACCCACUGAGCCCCCAGUGUCCCUAUACAGCCCCCCAUCUCCUGAGCGGGGCUCCCCUUCACUCCCCAGUGAUGCGGAGCCAUUCACAGGGCUUGCACCAGUGGACAAGGACUUCCAGUGCCCAGAGCUGGGGCUACAGCGCUCCUCAGAUGGGGUGGUGCAGCUGCCAGACAAGGGGCUAGGAAUGGGAGUGCUGGGGGGUUCUCUGGCUGCCCUGCCCAGGGGAGGGCCCCCCCACCCCGGGCCACCCCUGGAGGGUGAGUCCAACUGGACCCUGUCAGAGUCAUUUGAGUGGGCGUUCCCAUCCCGAGCUGUGGAGUGGAAGCCCCCCAGGUCCCCCAUUAGAGAGGCAGAUGACUGUGGCCUCUCUGAGCAGGGGGACUCGGAUGGGGAGGGCCUGGCCCCCAGCCCCAAAGGGUCUGAGGAAAGCAGCAGCUCUGAGGGGCAGAGGGCAAGGCAACUCAGUGCUGCCCUGGAUUGGCAGGAUGCCGAGGUUGCAGGGAGUUCUGCCCGCCUGGAUGGUGCCAUGGGGGCCCCAUGUGAUCAGGGAGCGACUGAGGUGGGGGGCCUGGAGGCCACAUGUCCUGAGGGCCCCAUCGCGCAAACGGAGCCAGCUGUGGCUGAGCUGAAGGGCCCUGCAGUGCUGGAUGAGGUGGGCACUAUCUGGGAGGAGCAAGGCAGGCCACUGCUAGGUGCCCCCCUGCGGCUGACGGAGCCGGAGCCAGACCAGGAGCAAGCCGCCCCAGUCCUGUUGUCUGACGCUCCCCGGCCAGUUGGUGCUGACCGAUGCCAGGAGGACGAAUUGGUGCCAGUGAGAAGCUGCCAGGAGGGCCUGAGGCCGGGCAAGGCGGGUUCUGAGCCGCAUCCCAAUGCGCGCUGGCUGGAUGAGCUGCUGGCAUCGCCCCCGCCCAGUGCAGAUGAGACCAAGAGAAAGGGCACACCUGAGCCCAGGGACCCUGCAGGGCCAGAGGAUCUCCUUGGUUGGUCGCGGAAGGAUCUGUGCAGCGAGUUUGGCAUCAGAGGGGCCCACCGGGCCGAUGAGUUUGGCUGGGCCAGCGAGACUGGCAUGGGGAAGACAGACUGGCCCGGCAGUUACAGAGCUGGUGAGACAGAGCAGGAUCGGGAAUUUGGCACCGGCACACGGGACUGGAGUGGCGUGUACAAAGAGACAGAGCUGCUGGGUGAUUCCAACAUGGGACACGGAAACUGGCCUGACGCCUACGGCAUCGGGGACAGCUGCCGGCAGGAAGGGGAGUUCAGCCCCGGCAAGUCAGACUGGAGCAGCCAAUACAACAUUGGUGGUGCAGACAGCUCGAAUGGGGAGUUCAGUACCAGGAAACUGGACUGGACCAGCACCUACGGCAUUGGGGACAACAUCCAGCAGGACAAGAGGUUCAGUACCAGCAAGCCAGACUGGACACCUGAGUACAGUGUGGGUGAUGCAGCCCGGCAGGAUAGAGAGUUUGGUACCAGCAGUCCAGAUUCUACCCAUGAGCCUGGUGUCGGUGAUAUUGACCAACAGGAUAGAGAGUUUGGUAUUCGCAAGUCAGACUGGACCCGCCAGACCGGUGUCAGUGAUACAGCCCAUCAGUAUAGAGAGUACGGUACCAGCAAGCCAGACUGGACCUACAAUCGUGGUGGUGAUACAAACCAGCCGGAUAGAGAGUUUGGUACCAGCAAGCCAGACUGGAUCAACAUGUACGAUGCGGAUACUGACCAACAGGAUAGAGAGUUGGGUACCAGCAAGCCAGACUGGACUCACGAGCACGAUGUCGGAGAUACAGACCAACAGGAUAGAGAGUUGGGUACCAGCAAGCCAGACUGGACUCACGAGCAUGAUGUCGGAGAUACAGACCAACAGGAUAGAGAGUUGGGUACCAGCAAGCCAGACUGGACUCACGAGCACGAUGUCAGAGAUACAGACCAACAGGAUAGAGAGUUGGGUACCAGCAAGCUAGACUGGACCCAUGAGUACGGUCUCAGUGAUAUGGACCAUCAGGGUAAGGAGUUUGGUGCUGAGAAGCCAGACUGGACCCAUGAAUGCAGUGUCAAGACCAGUGGGCAGGGUAGAGAGUGGACCUGUGAAUACGAUGUUGGCAAUACUGCCCAGCAGGACAAGCCAGAUUGGACCCGCAAGUUCGGUGAUGAAGCCCAGCAGGACAGAGCGUUCAGCUCUGACAAGCCAGCAUGGCUUGGUGAAUAUGGCAUUCACCAUACAGACCAGGAGAGUGCCUUUGGUUCUGGUGUUGGAGACCCCGACAGCCCAGCCCAAGAGCCUGGUGCCAGGAAGCCGGGGUGGAGCGGCACCGACUGGCAGGAAAGCAAGUUUCUCUUUGCUAGGAGGGAUUGUGCCAGUGAUUUCAGGAUUGGAGGAGUUGAGCACGAAAGCCAGUACGGUGUCAUUGGGACUGAUCGGGCAGGUGGCUUUGGCUUGAGUGCUUUGGAUCCAUCUGGUGCCAUUGGAACCCUGGGCCCAGCAGAGCUUGGAGAGAGCCGGACUGACUGGGUUGGCCAUACCAGGACUGUGGUCCUGGAUGAGCCCAGAGAGGCUGGCGUGGGACACUCCGACUGGGCCCAAGAUCUAGGACUCCAUGGCACAGGUCCUUCUAUUGGCCUGGGGGCAAUCAGUCCUGAGGAGCCCACCAGGGGAUGGAUGGACUGGACAAACGAACUGAGCGUGAGCAGCAUGGAUCCCUCCAGCAGUCUGGGGGUGGAGGGCUUCGAUACACCCAGAGAGCCUGGCGUGGGGCAGCCAGACGGGGACAGCGACCUCGGCACGGGAGGUCCGGCCACAGCCAGUGGCUUCGAGAGCGUGGGCCCAGCAGAGGACAGUGCGAGACAGACUGACUGGAGCCAUGAUUUCGGCUCUGGGGACGAGGGCUCCACUGAGACCGGGGAGGCUGGAGCAGGGCAGAUGGACUGGGCCAGCGAGGUCAGGAUUGGACGUGGGAAACAAACCAAUGCCACAGCCAUGACUGGCUUGGAGCCGCAUGGAGACAGCAGUGGCACCGGCAGCCCCCGGCUCUCCGGCUCGAGCCCCCUUCUGGAACAGAUGUUGGCCAAAGCAGCCGCCCAGCGCAAGAGCCCCGGAGAGGAGAGGGGGCUGCCUCCUGGCCCUGAUGCCCACCCCCCUCCCUUGCCACAGGAGGAGGAUGGUGGGUCCUGGCCCGAAGGGGAUGGCGCACCCAGCCUGCCGGACGCCACAGACGGGGGCGGGCUGCCGAUAGAUGCGAGGAGGCUGAGCCAGCCAGGGCGCUGUGGGAGCCAGCCCUCCCCGCCAGGCGAGGACUUCGCCUUCCUGGAGGACAUGGAAGUUCUUGACAGCACCAUCUACCGGAGCAGAGCCAACCUGGGCCGCAAGCGAGGUCAUCGAGCACCGGCCACGCGCCCUGCAGGCACCCUGGCACCGUCUGAGGUGGAGGUGGCCGACUGGAUGUUCCAGGACUCCACAGAGCCCAGAGCGGUGUGCUGGGUGUCCUCAGAUGAGGAGGCGGCGGAAGAACCCCGGAGCCGGCGGGCACGGCCCUCGCUGGUGGCCAAGGGGUUGAAGGUGCCACUCUUCCCGGGCCUGAACCCCUCAGCUCUAAAGGCCAAGCUGCGGGGCCGGAACCGCUCUGCAGAAGAGGGGGCCCAGCUGGGGGAGGCCAAGCCAACCCUUCCCAAGGAGCCCCACGUCCAGCGCUCCAAGUCCUGCAAGAUUCCCGGCUUGGGGGGGAAAUCCCUGGUGCUGCCCCCCAAGCCAGAGAAAUCCUCAGGCUUUGCCAUGGCCGCUGCCUCUUCGCCCCCCAGGUCAGAUGCCACCUCGCCCCACUGGCUGCAAGUGCUGAAGCUGAAAAAGAAGAAAUCCUGACUGCCCCAUUGAGGCCUUUCUCUCCUGCUGCUGGGGCUGGGACAGCUGACUCUCCAAAGAGGCUCGUCGGGGUGGAAGAGGGGACGACGCAGUGAUUGGAGACUCCCCCCGCCCACCCACCGUGCACAGCUGGGACCUCCGGCAGGGCAGUUGGAGGGUGGAAGUGGGGGCAGAGAAGGCACAUCUAUGCACUUUGUAUCACACGCGCUCUCUCCCCAAGCCGUCAGGUCCCUCUGUCCCCGUCCCUGCAAGCUGGCUGCUUCCUCCGCUCUGCCCUUUAUACCCCGUACCUGGUCUAAAGCCUCUUAUUAUUUUGUAAUCGGUGACAGGGCCCAGCCCUGGCUCUUCCCCCUUCCCUGCUAAGUCAGGGGCAGGGUGAGUCCUGGGGUCAGGCAGUUCGCUCACUCUUUGCUGCUAUCCUACACUUUGCCGGCCAAGAGCAACAGAUUAUUUUUUCUAUGCCACUUGCCGAAACAAUAAACGAUUUUGGGUAA
Molecule: messenger RNA, 6286 nt
Organism: Dermochelys coriacea (leatherback sea turtle)
Lineage: Eukaryota; Metazoa; Chordata; Testudines; Dermochelyidae
Gene: CNOT12
Product: tankyrase 1 binding protein 1
Exons: 13
Coding region: 393-5792 (1799 amino acids)
Biological process (GO): double-strand break repair; cellular response to ionizing radiation
Cellular component (GO): nucleus; heterochromatin
Source: RefSeq, a predicted model, not a curated record